Dictyostelium discoideum AX4 is the source of this 1002-nucleotide messenger RNA. RefSeq lists its product as hypothetical. The record is from RefSeq and is a predicted model, not a curated record. The annotation marks the transcript as partial. NCBI's taxonomy places the organism in Eukaryota, Evosea, Eumycetozoa, Dictyosteliales, Dictyosteliaceae. The transcript has 3 exons.
AUGAAUCAGUUAAGAACAACGAUAAAAUUGAAGGUGAAACAUUGGAAGAAGCUUAUACACCGUAACUUUAGAUCCAAGACUUUGGUUCCAUUCAAAACUGACUACGAAGCUGCCAACACUAAAGUAGUCGAAGCUAUUAACCAUCGUAAUUGCUACUCAGCCCAAGAUGUUAUAAAAAACAUCGAAGCCAUUAUGAGUUACCACAAUGUAAUUAAUCCGGUGUAUCUCAUCCAUGGUACUGCUGAAGUUCAAUUAGAGUAUCUAAGAUCAAUUUUAGAUAAUAAUAUCCUUGCUUUGUUAAAGAUGGUUGUACCAGACUGGUUACAAACUGAUAUUGCAAUCAAACUCAACACUCAAACCGAUAUCACCGAAUGUCGUGAAACCAUCACCGAAAUCAUGCUACUCCAAAUCAUAACUCUCAAUAACAGGAAUUCCUUUGAUGCUCAAGCUGAUAAGAUUAGAGCUGCAAUAUUACCUGAAAUAAGAAAAGACUCUAAGGUAGACCUCAAAAAGAUAAGAAGCAGUUUCAUCGUUUACCGUCAGAGCAAAGGCUACUGUCUCAAUUGUGGUGAUGAGUCCAAGUCAAAGAUUUUAAAUAAAAAUUAUAAAAUUUCACAAUAUCAUCACCUUGAGGAUAAUGAUUACCCAGUGAACAAAGAUUCACUUUAUACUCUUAACUCUUUUUAUAAUCAAAACAUUGUUAAACAGUUACAUCAACAAAGCCAGCAACAUGAUGUUCAUAAAAACAUCAACAAACUUAAAGAAUACGUCAAAGACUCAUAUGGUAUAAAACUAGUUCCUGAUACAACCGUUCCAAUUCCAAAAGCUGUUGAAUCAGAGAUGAAGUAUAAACCACAGAAGAUUGAAUUUAAUACUCCAACAGAGUUAACAAAUGUUCAAGAUAAAAACUAUACUGUAAACAUAUUCAAUCGUCCAAAGAUAUUAAAUUCUAGUAAAGAAUUAAUUAACGAUGAAGAAGAUGAACUGCUUUACACAUAUAUA